Messenger RNA from Pocillopora damicornis (cauliflower coral), 3685 nucleotides. RefSeq lists its product as uncharacterized. The record is from RefSeq and is a predicted model, not a curated record. Gene Ontology annotation, molecular function: protein binding. NCBI's taxonomy places the organism in Eukaryota, Metazoa, Cnidaria, Anthozoa, Scleractinia, Pocilloporidae.
CUGAGCAAUUUCUCUGCUCAGAAAUGUUUAAAAUUUCGUUUUCUUUCUUCAAAGGACAGUUACCGAACUUAACUGAGAAAUCGUUCGAAGUGAGUAUGGCCUCUUCAGUGAAAUACAGUGAAGAUCAACUAAACUACUUCAGGAUUUGUUACGUUACCACUGACAUCUUGACCGAGGGACUGCGAGAAAUCUUCAAACAAGAAUGGGAUAGUCGAUACAAGGCCACGUUAGGAGAAUGGAAAGAUGAUCCCAAAAAUGGAAUGGAUUUCUGGAAUGGCGAAUCGCUACGGAACCAAAAGAAGCAUGCACGUCUAUUAACAACCAUGACUAAAGGCAAUAGAGCUGAGUGGGACUGCACCAUGCUGUUUUACGCCAUUCUUUUUUCCGAUUGCAUCCAUAGUCUCAAUCCAGUCGUCCGGUCAAAUGUGGAUAAACUCAGGCUGUUUCGGAACGAAGAGUUCGCUCAUAUCGCACGAGGUCACCUCUCAGACGUAGAGUUUCAAAAUGCCAUUAGCAAAGUGGAAAAUGCAUUUUUAGCUCUCGGUCUUUCUAUUGUGAAAAUUCAAGACGUAAAAACCCAAACAUGUUUUCCCACUGAGCAGUUGAUACAUGUUUUGAAGAAGGUGGACGACCUCAAGCAGGAAGUUCAGGAAAAAGAAAAAGAAGUUCAGGAAAAAGAGAAAGAAGUUCGGGAGAAAGACAAAAAUCUUCAAGAAAAAGAGAAAGCAAUUCAGGAAAACAACAAGAAAUUGCAGGAAAAAGGAAAGGAACUUCAGCAAAAAGAACAACAAAGGAAAACCCUUGAAGAACAGUUAAACAGCGAGGCUUCUUCAUUUUGCAUUCUUCCUCCUAAGCCUUCUCAUGAUGUCGCAAAUCGAGAUUCCGAUGUAUCUAAGAUAAUUGAACAAUUAAAAGCGCUGAAAAAUUCCACAGGAUUAAGUUACUUGUACUUAUCUGGAAACCCUGGAAGUGGUAAAUCGCAGAUUGCCUCACUUGUAGCCAACAAUUUCUUUGACGAGGUCAAAGGAAGUACAUCGUUCGUAAUGACACUGAAUGCUGAAAACUCUAAAACACUUAUGGAAUCGUACGCCACUUUCGCUCGACAUCUGAAGUGCCCAGAAUACGCUGUUACUAACACACUUAUCUCCAAAGAUUUGAGUAUUGAUGAGAAGAUCAGAAGUCUAAGGACACUGAUCAGCACGAAAAUCGAGCUGUACUCAUCGUGGCUACUGAUAGUUGAUAACGUCACCAACAUGUCUCAUCUGGACGGUAAUUUACCUGAUCCAGGAAAUGGGCAGUGCGCAAAGGGCCAGUUGUUGAUAACAACACAGGACACCGCGUCUAUCCCGCCGUCUGGCUCAUUUAUUCAACACAUCCCAGUCAGCAAAGGUAUGGAGCCUCAUGAAGCCGGCUCUCUGUUGGAAAUGCUUUCUGGUUUUAAUGACCCAGAAAUGGAAAAAGAGGUUGCUCGUGUAUUAGACUACCAACCACUUGCCCUGGCAAGCGCUGCCACCUAUGUGAGAGAAGUAAGAAAGAACAAAUUAACUCCCAAUUUUGGCUGGGAUGACUUUCUAAAGAAAUUGGACCAAGGGAAGAGAAGUACAACAGAAGCCAUGCUCUCUGGAAGUAACCCAAGUUACAAAAAGUCCAUGACUGCAGCCACAACACUUGCUGUUAAGAAGACGAUCACAACCGAUAAAGUUUUGGAGCACACUUUUCAUUUUCUUUCUGUCUGUGCACCGCAUCCUUUGAGUCUAGAGAUUGUUGUAAAUUAUCUUAACAAAGUGAAUGAAGAGCUUAAAGAUCCUGAGAUACUUGCUACGAGAAUCUGCAAAUGCUCUUUGCUGUUAUUUGAAGAGGAUGACAGCGGCGUCUACAUGCGAGUGCACCAGAUUUUCCAUGACGUCAUUAAUGCUGUCAUGGAAAAUUUCGCCGAAAACAAAGAGCUUGAAGCCGUUGAUGGGGCUAUUCUGUCAUUCUACCAAGUUAUAGGUCAUGCCCUGGUUGAGGAUGACUCACAUACUCUUAUCAGAAGCAAGAACAUUGUUCCUCAUUUAGUCACAUUGAGCGAGAUAAUCGAUGGUCUCUUUUCAGAAGAGGGUAUAACUGACGCUAUAAAAGCCGGAUCAUCCACUCCUAAUGACUACCGGAACUAUUUCCAAACUCUUGGUCACACCUGCCAAAAACACUGUGAAUUCCGAUCAGCAUUAAGGUACUUCAACGCAACGUUGAGACUAACUCAAUGUGACGACGUGUUUGGUGACGAAGACAUUGUAAACGCAUAUGGUUACAUAGGUACUGCGCACCAUGCCCUUGGUCACCUGCAGCAGGCGAAAGAAUGUCAUGAUCGUGCACUUACCACUUGUCUGAAAAAGCUCGGACCUGAACAUAUCGAAGUGGCAUAUGGUUACGAUAAUCUGGGUGCUGUGCAUCAUGACCUUGGCGACCUGCAGCAGGCAAAAAAAAGUCACGAUCGUGCACUGACCAUUCGUCUUAAAAGGCUCGGACCUGAACAUGUCGAUGUGGCAUAUAGUUACAACAAUCUGGGUACUGUACACUACGCCCUUGGUGACCUGUUGCAAGCAAAAGAAUGUCAUGAUCGUGCACUUACCAUUCGUCUGAGAAAGCUUGUACCCGAACAUGUCAAUGUGGCAUAUAGCUACAAUAAUCUGGGUGCUGUGCAUCAUGAUCUUGGUGACCUGCUGCAGGCAAAAGAAUGUCAUGAUCGUGCACUUGCCAUUCGACUCAAAAAGCUCGGACCUGAACAUGUCGAUGUGGCAUACAGUUACGAUAAUCUGGGUACUGUACACUAUGCCAUUGGUGACCUGCAGCAGGCAAAAGAAUGUCAUGAUCGUGCACUUACCAUUCGACUGAAAAAGCUCGUACCUGAACAUGUCAUCGUGGCAUAUAGUUACAAUAAUCUGGGCGCUGUACAUCAUGAUCUUGGCGAUCUGCAGCAGGCAAAAGAAUUUCAUGAUCGUGCACUUACCAUUCGUCUGAAAAAGCUCGGACCUGAACAUGUCGAUGUGGCAAACAGUUAUAAUAAUCUGGGUGUUGUGUAUCAUGGUCUCGGGAACCUGAUGCAGGCAAAAGAAUAUCAUCAUCGUGCACUUACCAUUCGUCUGAAAAAGCUCGGACCUAAACAUGUAAAUGUGGCAAAUAGUUACAAUAAUCUGGGUGCUGUGCAUUAUGGUCUUGGGGACCAACAGCGGGCGAAAGAAUGUCAUGAUCGUGCACUUGCCAUUCGUCUGAAAAUUCUCGGACUUGAACAUGUCGAUGUGGCAUAGAGCAGGUAAUUAAGUGUUAUCAACUGAGUUAAAAACGUUAAUUUGCCACCGUAAAGAGUGCAAAGGCUGACGUUUCGAGCCCAAAGGACAGCCCUUUGUCAGCCUUUUCACUCCUUACGGUGGCCAAUUAACGUUUCAACUCAGUUGUUAUCACUAAAUUACCUGCUAUACUCUCCCACCGACGCAGCACCACAAUUUCUAUAGAAACGUACCCCCUUUAUUCGAUGUGGCACUUAGUCACGACAAUCUGGGUACUGUGCAGCAUGCCGUUGGUGACCUGCAGUGGGAAAAGAGUAUCAAGAUCAUGGACUGAUUAUCCGUCUGAAAAAGCUCGCACCAGAGGAUAAUGAUGUGGUAGCCGUGCGAAUAACUCUCUGAUGGUAUAACGGAAAAGGGAG